CCUUCAAAAGAAGUUGAGUGAGAUGUCCAGCAAUGUAUCAAAUCUUCAGAGAGAGCUAAAUGCAAAAGAAAUUGAGAAAAACAAGCUGCAAACCAAUCUAGAUAAAGUUAGUGACUAUGAGCAAAUUAAGGCUUCUCUACUUGAAAAAAAUAGUUCUUUGGAAGAAAAUCAAAGGAUAUCUGCUGAAAAAGAAACAGUACUUUCACAAUUGAAAGAAGAAAUCAAAGUAAUGAAAGAAAAAAUUAAAGACAUGAAAAAGGAUAGAGAAAAUCUUUUUUCUAAAAUCCAAGAUGGUGAGGGAGCCAGUGCUGCAAUGCAUCAGUUAAAAGAAGAAAAUACUCGUCUUCAAGAGCAGCUAAUGCAACAACAAAAUAUUGUAGGACAGAAUGCAACAAAAAGUGAAGAAAAACUGGUAGAAAUGCGAGCCUUGUUAAAAAGGACUAAUCAAGACCUUCAGGAGGCAAGCAAGAAAUGUAGCCUACUUCAAACUAGUCUAGAUGACGUUCAGUGCCAAAUUAAAAUUCUCGAGAAUGAUAAAGAAUCACUAUUAAAGGAAAUAGAAAUUAACAAAGAAACAUCAGCAGCUGAUAAAACAGAAAUUAGAACAUUAAAACAAGAGUUGGAGAAGAAAGAUAAAACUUUAGAAAUGAAAACUCAUCAAAUGGAAAAUCUCUCUCAGCAGCUAAAAGAUAUUAAGGAAUCGACAGCUAAAUUCAUGGAACAACUGAAGUUAGAAAAACAAAAUUUAGAAAGUAAGUUAACAAAGUCCAACCAAACUUUAACUCAGAUCCAAACAAGUCUAUCAGAAAAGGAAAAAGAAUAUUCUCAGAUUGGAAAGUUGCUUCAAGAAAAAGCUGAUGAACUAAAUGUUUUGGUUGAAGAAAAGCAAAUGAAAGAACAUGAACUUGACCAAAUGAAAGAAUCUUAUGAAGCUGCAUUGACAAAAGUAAACUCUCUGGAAGCAGUUGCCUCAGAAUUUGAAGCAUCUAAGGAAGAAUUCUGCUCUAAAAUUUCAUCUUUAAAUGAAGAAUUAGUUACAUGUCGUCUAGCUGAGGCUGAUCUGAAUGCAGCAUUAGAGAACAUGAGCAACCUGAAGAAUGACAUCACUGAAAAAUGCCAAUCUCUUGAAGAUGAAAAUAAAACCUUGCGACAAUCUGUUACUACUCUACAAAAUGAAAAGAACUCCUUGUUGAAUGAAAUUGAAGAAGGUAAAAAAUCGCUAUCAGACAUGAAGGAAACAUGCAAUGAGUUAUCUACGAAAGUAAUGGAUAUCACUGAAAUGUGUGAAAAAGAGAAGAGUAAUUGCACAAAGAUUCGGAAUGAAGCUAAUCUGGAAAAGGAUCAUUAUAUUAAAGAUAAAUUGAACCUCCAAAAACAGAUUGAAAGCUUAGAAAAUGACUGUGCUAAGCAAUUAUCACAAAAUCAAGAAACUAUAAAGAAGCUGGAAAAUCAAAUUGAAGAACUAGAAGAAAAAAGUGCAAUAUUAUUAUCAUCACUAGAUGAAACAAAACAAACACUUCAACAACGAGAAUCUGAUAUUAAGGAAAAAGAAGCUCAACAUGUUGCAAAAGUAGAUGUUUUCACACAAAAUAUUAAAAUACUAAGGGAGGACCUAUCAGCGGAACAAAAGAAAAGAGAAAGUCUUGAACAAAAAUAUGAUGAAAUUUGUGGCACAAAAUAUGAACUUGAUGCAAAACUUGAGAAUGCUAUUAGUGAACGAAAUACACUGUUAGAAAGAUGUGUGAAAAGUGAAAAGGAGUGUGAAAGACUGCAAAAGAAUUCUGUUGAUGUACAAAGAAAAUACAAUGACUGUGUUGCAGCUCUGCAAGAACUAGGCCGUGAAAAUCAAACACUGCAAGUUGAAAACAUGAAGCACAUUACUCGUAAAUGGGCUGAUGAUUCUGAAGUUACACAUUGCACAGCUUGCGGUAAACUAUUUACAGUCACAAUAAGAAAACAUCAUUGUAGGAACUGUGGAAACAUUUUUUGUAAUGAAUGUUCUGCUAAAAGUGCCACUGUUGCAUCGUCCAAAAAACCUGUCCGAGUGUGUGAUGUCUGUUUUGUAGAAGUUACUAAGUGAUAAAAAUUUUCCAUUUAGAAUGCUACAGAAAGUUUUUAUGUGUGGAUGCUGAAGAGAUUACACAAUGUGGGUUGUUUCCAAUAUUGUUUCAAAAAGAAUUGUAUAUUCAAGUUCAUAAGAAAAAUUAUUUAGAUGUAUGCAGUUCAUAGAAUUAUUCAAUUAUGAAGUUUUUAUCUCACUCCAAAAUAUUACAAAACCCAUUAUAUGUUCAUUCAAAAACAUAAAAUUUUCCUAGCUGUAAUUUUUAAAGAAAAAGCUUCUUUUUUUUUUUUACUGAUAUAAGGAACAAAUAAUAGACUUGCCUUACCAAAGUUUAUGUGCUCCCCCCCCCCCUAUUUUUAUUUCAGUUAUUUAUUCAUUUUAAGCAUUUGACUUUAAAAGCAGUUUAUCAAUUUUAUAAAUCAGUUUAAUCUAUGUUAAAUUGUUCUUUAAUAAAACAAUUCUAUCCCUUUUUGAAAAAAUGAUUACCAAAAUCAGAUAUUUUACUGUUUUUAUAUCGAAAACUAAAGUAAAGGAAAAUACUUAAAGAAAAAGAAUAUUUGAAUUGCGAAAUCAGAGACAUACUGUUUUUUGCUAGCAUCAGAUACAUAAUAAUAAGCUAAAACAGUUUAAUAGAAGGUAUUUUUAAUCACUAACUUUUUUUAGAUUGCUCUUCCUUUUUUUUAUAUGUAUUUAUUUAAAUACAUAAAUAAGAGAUGUCUUUUUUAUCUCUUACAAAAUAUUUGAAAAGCUAUUGAACUGAUUUUGAAACCAGAAGCCACAAUUUGUUUAUUAUAUUCUUGACAAUUAUAACCAAGCAUGCUUGAUGUCAAAUAAGUGUAAGGAUCUGUGUUAAAUUCUCUUACAUUAACAUUUCUGAACUAAUUUUUCAGUCGCUCAAAUAAAGUUUAAAAAUCUCAUUUUUACUACUUUAUCUAUGUAAGUUAUGAGCUCAUGCAAUUAUUAAAAUAUGAAAUUGUACUCCGUGUGUUUCUAUAAAGCAUACAAAUAAAUUAUUGUAUAAGCAAUUGGUUCAAACAUUAUAGCCUUUUAAAAAAACUAUUUCAUAUAACCAUCAUAAUUUACAAGAUGUCCUAAAAUGUGACAAAGAAUUAAUGGCAUAUAACAUUGUAUGACAUUAAAUAGUUAAUUUGAAAUGUUCAAUAAUUACUUCAUAUUCUAUUGAAGAUAAGGUGUAAUUACACAUUUACUAACUUUUAUGAAUAGCUAACAUUUAUUAAUUUAUUUCAGUUUUUAGUUUAUCUUUAAAUAUUAAUAAUGAUAUUUACUGUUCUACAUCAAUAUUUUUAACUACUCACUCUUUUGAAUUGUUUAAACAAUUUUAUUGAUUAAAACAAUCAAUAAAAUUGUUUAAACAAUCCAAAAGAGUCAGUAGUUAGAAACAUUGAUGUAGAACAGUAAAUAUCAUUAUAAAAAGUAAUAAAAAUUACUUUUGAUAAGAUUUUGUGUUUUUUUUUUUUUUUCAUUUGUUUGAGAUUAGUUCAUUAUUUUAAAAAUCUAAAUUUAUAGUCAGAUAUUCAAUAAAAUGUAGAUUUGAAUAGCUAAUAGAAAUAGUUAAUUAAGGUUUAUGUUACAUUUAAGUUACACUGUCUUAUAAACUUAGGAUAAUUAAAAUAUCCAUUUGUGUUUGACUUCUUUAUCUCUUUUUACCAUAUGGUAUACACUUUUGUUUUUAUACUUUUGUUCUGCUUUUUGUUAUUGUUUUAUGUAACAAUUUUAUAACUACUUACUGUUUUUAUGCAAAAUGUUUACCACUCCUGCUUUGGGGAAAAUGCUUGCCAGUAUUUUUGUUUAGUUUCACACUGUUAAGUUUGGCAGCUGUUAAAAUACACUGUAUUUUAACCUCCUAUUUUUCUUGAAAAUGUUUUUUUAUUAUUUUUUUUGCCAUUAAAAAUACGUUUUAUUACUUUUAAUACAUCAAUAGUCUUUUAAAUAAACUAUUAAAUUGCUGUGAAAUUACAUAUUGUUUUGUGUAAGUCAGGUUUAUUUUAUUUUUGUAAAUGUUUGUAAGAAUAAUAUAGAUUAAAGCAGCUUAGUGUUUAUGUAUCGUAACUUAUAGUACUUUUGAAGUAUAUUAUUUUUCAUAAAAUAUUUUAUAACUGUUUGGCUCUUAGAACACUCUAUCUAGUCAGAGAUAACCAUUCCAGUUUGACUAUUGUAUUAUACUUGCAGUUUGUUUUUCUUGCAAAUAACAAAAAGGGUUUUAAUUUGCUUAGUACUUUUCUUGUAAUAUUAAAAAAAUAUUUAUAAGUUUUUUUUAUAAUAUGUGCUAAAUUUUUUCACUGAGUAAAAUUUUAUAAUAAAAAAUAGAUUCAAUUACGAAAGAAAAUACCGAAAAUUUGAUUUUAAAAUAUUGAAUUUUUAAAAAAAAAACAUAUAUUACUAAAUUUUAACUUGUAUAUUAUGCAUCUUUAACAUGAAACUUUCUGCUAAUAUUUUUAAAUAUUUGUAAAAGAACGUCUACUUCAUAUUUAUUUAUUUCUUUUACUGUAAUAAAUCAAAAAAAUUUCAUAAAUUUACUUAGUCAUUUUCUAUAAUUUUAUUCAAAAAUAAUUUUUAGCCUACAGUUUUAAAAAACAUAUUUAUUGCCGAUUCAUGACAAUUUUUUUAUUAUAUUGUGAAUUAUGAAGUUGUUUCUUAUGUCUUUGGUUGUAUAAAGCUAAAAACUUGUUUCUUAUGUUUUUCAUUGAGAGUCUUUCAACAUUUUUAGAAUAAAUAUUGAAUUUAUCAUUAUAGAUCUUUAAGCCCUAUAAUGGGAUGCCACAUUUUUCAAAUCAUUCAAGUGAGUGUUGAUGAUCAAAAAUAUCACAAUUUCCACUUAGAAAAAAAUAGUUCCCACAUAUUGUGUGUUGUAAUUUAGUGAAAACAUACAAGGUACCUAUCUGGGAACAAUGCUAAGGAACAAUUGAGUGUAAAAAAUGUCUCCUUCCAGAAAAGUGUGGUUCCUCAGUGUAUUGCCUAAACUCUUCAAAAUAUUUGUGACUAACUAAUACCUUACAAAAUUUUUAUCAGCUAUUAUUCUCUUAUUUACUGUGUGUAGCAUUUUUUCAUGUUUUAUUAUGGUGCUCUUUUUUUAUAUUUUUCAUUGAAAAAACUUUUAUGAUUGUUGCGUUUUGUAAAUUUUUAUGGAAGAUGUGUAAAGUAAGCAAUGUUUAUUAUUUAAACUAUGAAGUAAUAACUUUUCCACUUUUGAACAUUAUUGUAAAUAAAAUAAAAUUUAUAAUACAACCUU
Messenger RNA from Parasteatoda tepidariorum (common house spider), 5312 nucleotides. NCBI's taxonomy places the organism in Eukaryota, Metazoa, Arthropoda, Arachnida, Araneae, Theridiidae. The record is from RefSeq and is a predicted model, not a curated record.